AUGGAAUUUCAUCAAGUAGAAAAAGUACCAAAACCAAAUUUGAGAAAGGGAUUAUGGUCACCUGAAGAAGAUAAUAAGCUCAGAAAUUAUAUCCUUAAAUAUGGUCAUAGCUGCUGGAGUUCUGUUCCCAUUAAGGCAGGUUUGCAUAGGAAUGGAAAGAGUUGCAGAUUAAGGUGGAUUAAUUACCUAAGACCAGGAUUAAAGAAAGGUGUUCUUAGCAAAUAUGAGGAAGACACAAUUAUGACCCUACACCACAUGUUGGGCAACAAGUGGUCUCAAAUAGCACAACAAUUACCAGGAAGAACUGACAAUGAAAUAAAAAAUUAUUGGCAUUCAUAUUUGAAAAAGAAAGUGCUCAAAACUAAGGAAAUUGAUCAAAUUCAAUAUGCUAGCUCAAGUUCAAAUACAAUGGAUUCUUUACCAACACAAAAAAAUACAAUUGAAGAACCUAAUAAUUUAUUAUUAGAAAACUCAUUACCAAAACUUUUAUUUGCUGAGUGGCUUUCAUUGGAUCAUGUAAAUUCAGAUGAUUAUUUUAUCUUGCAAAAUGGCUAUGAUCAAACUUCAAUUUUUCAAGAAAAUGUUAUGCAAUUGCCACAAGGAAAGGUUGGUGAAGAAGAGUAUCAUAAUGAGGUUUAUUUUUCAUCACAAGUUCAAAUAUCAAAUCAUGUGGAUGAAAAUGAAUUGGUUCAUUAUAUCAACAACAAUGGAAUGUAUAUGUGA
Molecule: messenger RNA, 723 nt
Organism: Vicia faba (fava bean)
Lineage: Eukaryota; Viridiplantae; Streptophyta; Magnoliopsida; Fabales; Fabaceae
Source: the annotation of a GenBank genome assembly